AUGGCGCGAUUAAAUGACGACAGUCAACAAGACGUCGAUUGCACAGAGAUUCUAAGUCCACAACCAUUUGCCCUUCCAGGCAAAGGCUUUCUCGUAUCCUCCCUCGAGCCCAGCGAUGAGCCCUACCCUGCCGAUAAUGCCCAGAUGUCCUCUACCCAAGAAUAUGAAUACAACUCUUCCUCCUCCACCCGCCAUUCAACAAGCGACGUAUUCGGCCGUGAAAUGGACGAUGAACUAGAGCAAAUGAAAUCCAGAGCAUCGAGUCGCUCAUCACUGUCCUCAGUCCCAGCCUCCGUCCUCAUCCACCCAGUCGACAGAAUGAAACGAAUGGCAAACAUGGACGUUCACGAAAAGAUAGCCGGCUACAGAAUAGAAGAGUCCGAAGCGAGCUUCGGCGACUUCAACGACAUACCCGCUAACGUCCGAACCAUCCGCCAGCGCGAAGCCGCCUUCCGAAAACCGAGUUCCGUCAGGGCAAUGCAGAUGCAUACAGAAGAUGAAGCUGAUGACGACGAGUAUCUAACGCCCCCGCGCCGACGACAAGGCCUCCGGUCACGGUCACCUGGCCCAUCACCACUGAAACGUUCACCGUAUUACUCGCCCAAUGCACCGAAACAGCCAAAGUCUAGGAAGGAGGCUCCGCUUGUGUUGUUGCACUGCACCCUGCUCCCGCCGUCCAUCCCAGUACCUGGAGCAUCGGAUCCCAGAAACCAGGAUAUACUGGAAGACGAGCUACCAGCAGAAUACUGGAAGCGCUGGCGGCGACUCCAAGACCGCGUUGGAUCGGGCGUGUUACGCGAUCGCGGUGUGCUAAUCUCGCACCCGGAGGACCUGUACGACAUUCUAGAGGAGAGGUUGUUGGAGAGUCUUGAGCUGCAACGACCACGUUUGCAGAAUGGACACUUUGUGGGUCAGGAGGACCAUAGCUCUGGCUCUGGCUCCGAGGGGGAUUUCUCCGACAUCGGAGAGAGCGAGACGGACGGCGAGCAGGGGGAUGAGUGUCCCGAUUGUGGGAGCCAUGUGCGGCACGGAGACAGUAAUCGCAAAUGGGAGAUUCGGGUGUUUGCUGCGAACGGGCUGAUGCGCGCUGGGGCGUGGGCGGCUGCGUGGCGCGAUAUGGAGAAGGUUGAUGUUGAGGUUGGGCUUUGGUUGCCUUCUGAUGUGCGCCGUGGCCUGGAGAGGAGGCUUGCGGAGGAGCAGAUGGCGGUUGUGCAGCAGGCUCAGAGUCAGAUCCCGCACAUGCAGAUGCAGAUGUCGCCGCUGGUCGAUGGUGGGCAUCAGGUCCCACCCGAGAUUCUGCAGUCACCUAGGCAGAGCCAUGCUCGCAUGAUCAGUGACGUUGGGUCUUCCCGGUCUGAUGAGAUGACGUUUAGGCAGGCUUUCCCUGAAGCUCGAGCUCGGCUCGACCAUGCCCCUGAGCUUGGACGGGAGAAGAAGGAACAUGAGGUUGCCCUUUCCACUCUUUUCGUCAAUUAUAUCCGCGUUCUGGCGGCCGAUAGGCGCCAUAUUGCCCUGCUUCUUCUUAGUAUAUUGGUGGCUUUCCUUGCUACCGGGUCUCGCCAGCAGCAAAUCCCCGUCUACUCCCAUCUUGGUUCUUUUCCACAAGGCUUGUCCCAUGAUAUCCAGCCCUCCUCGGCUAUGCCGAGUUUGAGCGUGUCUCCGUCCAUGUUUCCUUCUGUCUCCCUUGCGAGCUCGGCCAGUGUAAGCGAAGCAAUAGUUAUGAGCUCAGUUAGCCCUGUACGGAAUCCUGAGUUUGUAGCUGCUAGUGAGAGUGAGGUGAUUUCAAUGUCUGAGAUAGUAAAGCCUACUUCUCUGACUGUUGACUCUCUUGAUUCUCAUUCUCAGGCUACAGACUGCGUGGGGCCUACAGAGACUACAGAAGCGCCCCAACUGCUGGAGACCACGCAGCUUCAGCUUGAGGACGGCGCAGACGCUUCUUUGGAUAACACUUUGGACUCUCCCAUUGUGUGUUCAGAGACCUCUCCUUCUUCUAUUGACUCUAUUGAGUCUGCUGUUCUGUCGGCUGUGCCGAUUGAGACCACGCAGACUGAGCCUGAGGGCAACGCACAUAAUCUUCUGGAUAACACCGUGGACUCCAGUGCUGUGCCUGCAGAACCCUCUCCUUCCUCAACUGACUCCGACGAAUCUCCUAUUCUGUCAGGCACGUAUGCAGACAACGAGCAGUCGCGGCUUGAGAGCGAAGCAGAGUCAUUCUUAGAUGACUCUGUUGAACCUCUCACUAUGACUGCAGGGUCUUCUUCUUCCACUGACUCUAUCGAGUCUCCCGUUCUGUUGGAUGUGGCUACGGAGACUGCACAGCCUGAUACUCAAGGCGAAAAAGAAGAGAAAUAUGAAGAAGACGAACAAACAGAUUGA
Penicillium egyptiacum is the source of this 2376-nucleotide messenger RNA. NCBI's taxonomy places the organism in Eukaryota, Fungi, Ascomycota, Eurotiomycetes, Eurotiales, Aspergillaceae. The record is from the annotation of a GenBank genome assembly.